ACGCAUAACCAGCAAUACCUUCUCUUGCUCCCCGUGUCAGCAUUUGUAUCACCCACACGGACGCUGUGUACGAUUACAACAGUCAGUUGAUUAUAAUAGUGUAUUGUAAAUACAACCACCCAAUAAUAUUAUGGUCGUUUAUGUAUCGAAAACCCUUCGGUAAAAAAUCGGUUCGACGCCGAUAAAAGCAUGUGGGAAUCGAACAUUUUGGUCAUUUGGAUAUAUUUAACGGUAUUACUGCCUUUGAACCAGACUAUCCCCGCGGAUACAGAACAAACCGAAUGUGAUCAUAUAGAAAAUUACGAUGAAUUGGUCACUAUUAGUUCUGAGCAGCCUUAUAUAGUCAAAAAAAACAAAUGGUGUAUAAAAAUCCCUCCAAGAUGUUCGGAAGAUAAAACAGAAUUUAGGACUGUACAAAAGAACGUCACAGUGAAUAAAACGCGGGUAAUAAAACAAUGUUGUAAAGGUUACAUGAGACUGAAUGGUAGCUGUGUAAAUAUUUGCGAUCAAAGUCAAUGUCCAGACGUAGUUUGUAGGGAAGACUAUCAGAAAUGUUGGUGCAAUCCAGGCUUUACUGGCCUCCUUUGCCUGUCAAAAUGUAUCCAAGGAACUUGGGGUGAUGGAUGUCUAAACUUUUGCAACAAUACUUGCAAUAAUAGCUGUGAUCACAAAACCGGAUAUUGUCACUCAGAAAUAAAGAUAAAAUUUAAUGAAAACGCAACUAACGAUCUCAUCAAAAACGAAAAAUCAUUUUUUUCUUCAGUAACGUCAGAUAACCUCCUAACUGUAAAUGGCAAUGAAAAUUCAACAACUGCAACUACAACGAUGACUCAAAUAAUAACAAUACAAUCAAAUACAACUUCAACAGCAGCUAAAGAUGUGCCAGCAACUAAACCGACGAACGGUAGUCAAGGAAGUUAUUAUAGAGACUUAUUUAUGACAGUCACCAACGCUAAAGCUACUGUGUACAAGUACACGACCUACGACCAUAAUGACUUGAUAAAAAAACUCAUCUGGAUAUCUUCUUUGACUGUAGCUACAUUGGCUAUGGUAUUUGUUAUCAUAUUGGUGGUAUUUUUCAAAUGUAUUACUCCUCCGGUGAUGACAGAAAGACCAAAACAAGAACCUAGUACAUCUGCAGACUCUAAAAAUGAUACAUAUAAAAUCUCAUUCAGUAUGAACCCAAUAUUAGACAGAUAUACCAAGCCUCCAAGUAAUUCAGGCACUAAAGAAGCCAUGUUAGUACCGCCAGAGACUUUUUGUCCAGUUUUCAAAGCGCCAUAUUAUACAGCUGAUGGAUGUGACAUAUAUGAUUAUCCUCAACCAAUAUAUGAAAUACUUUGCUGAUUAUUCAUAGUGUAUGAUAUUUUAAUAAUAUUUUUAUUGAAAAUUUCUUAAAUAUGUUUAUAUAAAUAUUUUAAAACGUUAGUUUUAUUUAAAAUUGUUAAAAAUGCGUUUUUAUUUCAAUAAUGUUUCAUUUUCAAAUAUAUACAUAUAUAUAUUAGUUUUA
This is a messenger RNA of Daktulosphaira vitifoliae (grape phylloxera), 1510 nucleotides long. RefSeq lists its product as uncharacterized. The transcript has 7 exons. Gene Ontology annotation, molecular function: protein binding. Lineage: Eukaryota; Metazoa; Arthropoda; Insecta; Hemiptera; Phylloxeridae. The coding region runs from base 190 to 1347 and encodes 385 amino acids. The record is from RefSeq and is a predicted model, not a curated record.